AUGUGGCUGUUACGCGCGGACGACGCGGCCCUAGUGCGUUUCAACAGCCCAGAAGACGUCCCCGAGGGAUACGCCAUUCUCUCGCACGUCUGGGGCGAUCAGGAAGACAGCUUUCAGCAAGUUCAGCUUCUCAACUCUCAGUCUUUUCAGCCGGGUUGCAGCACGCGAGAUCUCCUCUCUCCCAAGAUCCGCAUGUGCUGUAUGCUGGCCGAGAGCUACGGCUACCGCUGGAUCUGGGCCGACACAACCUGCAUCAACAAGGAGAGCAGCGCAGAGCUAUCGGAGGGCAUCAACUCUAUGUUCAGCUACUACGCCGCAUCCCAGAUCUGCGUCGUCUACCUCCAUGACGUGUCCAGCGAUGGCGAGCCCUGGCUCCCCGGCUCGGAUUUCCGAAGAAGUAGGUGGCAUACGCGCGGAUGGACUUUGCAAGAACUCCUCGCCCCGGAGAUGGUUGUAUUUCUGUCCAGAGAGUGGAAGGUGCUCGGGACGAAGGCCAGUCUUGCGACGCUUAUCUUCGAGAUCACCACCAUCCCGGUGAGCGUCCUCAAGUUCAAGACUGAUGUGACGAGCAUCAGCAUUGCACAGCGCAUGUCGUGGGCUUCGCGUCGCCAAACGACCCGGGAAGAAGACGCGGCGUACUGUCUUCUUGGUCUCUUCGGCGUCACUAUGCCCCCUCUGUACGGGGAAGGUUACAGGGCGCUGCACCGUUUGCAGGAGGAGCUCAUGAAGACCUCGAGUGAUACAUCCAUAUGGGCGUUCGGGGUCGACCCUGUACCCUCCAAGAGUCUCCAAGCGUUGCGCUCCCUCAACACGACAUUCCACUUAGUCACAAGGAGAUCCACGGAUCCCAUUCUACCUAUUUUCUUGCCAAUGGUACAGACCUAUUCCACUCUUAUAAUCGGAUCGGAGGGGUUUUGA
Molecule: messenger RNA, 918 nt
Organism: Epithele typhae
Lineage: Eukaryota; Fungi; Basidiomycota; Agaricomycetes; Polyporales; Epitheliaceae
Product: heterokaryon incompatibility protein-domain-containing protein
Exons: 1
Coding region: 1-918 (305 amino acids)
Source: RefSeq, a predicted model, not a curated record